This is a messenger RNA of Silurus meridionalis, 7785 nucleotides long. It is a transcript of the gene pappaa, whose product is annotated as pregnancy-associated plasma protein A, pappalysin 1a. The record is from RefSeq and is a predicted model, not a curated record. The transcript is spliced from 23 exons. Bases 772 to 5688 code for a protein of 1638 amino acids. Gene Ontology annotation, molecular function: metallopeptidase activity. Lineage: Eukaryota; Metazoa; Chordata; Actinopteri; Siluriformes; Siluridae.
CUCUACGCAACGCAGCCUAACGUUCCUUCCUGCAUCUGUCUAUCUGUCUAUCAGUCAGCCGAGUCCGUCUGUCUGUCUGUCUGUCUGCUCCCGAAUGCCCCAGUGAGGAUCCCGCGAUGCUCCUGGACCUCUACAGCGCACCCUGACCUCAUCCUCUCGGCGCAUCUCAACUUUCAAUCCCAAAUGCAACUUUUGGGACUUUCAUUCCCAGUAUGCAAGUUCUCGACUUUUUCUGAAGCGCCUUUUGUACGCGUGUGGCAUUUCUGACAUCGUGUCGCGAGUGGGGUUAAAAAAGCGCACAGGCGCACGGCUGCUGGAGAGCACUUCACUGGGAGAUGAGAUGAGAUGAGAUGAGAUGAGAUGAGAUGAGAUGAGAUGAGAUGAGGGGGGCUUGAUUCCGAUUCUGAUCUUAACUCUGAUUGAUUACUUAUUAGUCACCCCCUCCCUCCCUCCCUUCUGGAUCCCGGAUCCGUUCAAAAGGCAACGUGGAGCGCAGAAAUGUGCGCAGUGCCGAGCGCGCUGGCGGAGCUCCGAUCCGAACACAAGACUCACUUUUGGUAAACAUGAGGCGCGUGCUGGCGGCUUGUAGACAGUAAUCAGAAGAGCACCGGUACUCGGGUUUUCUUCACGUCGGACUCGGAUCUUCGCCCUGACAGCUGCCGAGAGGAAAAUCUAGAACUUGCGUGCGUCCUUGAACGUCUCCAUAUUUUUUUCCUUUCUGAAUUAUAAUAAUAAUAAUAAUAAAAAAAAAAAACUAAAAACAACACCAAAAUGAAAGUGUGGACUUUUCUGCCGUGGCUCCCCUGCCUCGUUAUCUUAAUCCUGUGCGUCGGGUCGGAGUGCGGCCCCGUGUGGAGGAAAGGCCGGUCCAAACGCGAGCUCGUGAAGCUCCGGGAGGCCCGGGCGAGCGUGCCGGGCGCGUGCGCCACCCGCCUUACACGCGGCAAGCGCUCCGUGCCGGGCCUCGAGCGACGCUUACCCCGCCAACGCCGGCGCGCCUCUGCGUCCGACGAAGGCGAGGACGCAUCGUCCGUCUCCGCCGCGUCCAGCGCGCACGGCCACGCCGUGUACUUUACAGGACGCGGGGACCAGCUGCGCCUCAGACCAGCCGAGGAAAUCCCCAGGGGGAACUUCACGCUAGGGAUGUGGGUGAAGCCCGAAGGAGGACAGCGCUCCCCUGCCGUAAUUGCAGGCCUUUUUGAUAAAUGCUUCUAUGCCUCGAGUGAUCGCGGCUGGCUGCUGGGUAUCAAGACAGUGAGUGAGCAAGGCAAUCGAGACCCUCGCUUCUUUUUCUCUCUCAAGACGGAUCGUGCACAUAAGGUCACCUCCAUCCACUCCAACACCCAGUACCUGCCUGGCCACUGGGCCCACGUGGCGGUCACGUAUGAUGGUAUCUACAUGAGACUGUUUGUGAAUGGUGCUCAGGCUGCUGUUAGCAGAGAACAGUCUGGUGAUGUCUUCUGCUCUCUUACGAAGAAGUGUAAGGUGUUGAUGGUGGGAGGAAAUGCCUUGAACCAUAACUACCGAGGUUCUGUUGAGCGAGUUACUCUGUGGCGUCAAGCCCUCUCUCAGCGCCAAAUCAUAAAGGACAUGCAUGGCCACAAGGACUCACAAUAUCAAGAGGACCUCAUCAUCCGGGAAAACUUUGAGCACCCUGAGCGCAAGUGGCUGGUAGUGAAGGAUGGGAAUUUCCCACAACCAGAUGAAGGGCCUCGGGCUGGGUUGGGCUCUCUGGAUACAACCCUAGAGCCCCCGGCCUGUGGGCAGACCGUGUGCGAUAAUGUUGAAGUUGCCCGCAACUACAACCACUUCUGGAACUUCCGGAGACCCAAGACGGUGCGCUACCGUGUCAUAAAUGUGUACGAUGAUGAGUACCGUAGGCCCACCGUGACUGAUCAGCAGAUCUAUCUGCAGCACCAGGAACUGAACGAAGCCUUUGGCAUGUACAAUAUAACCUGGGAGUUGACAGUUCAUAAUGUUAGUAACUCCACGCUACGGUCUCGUUUAGUUUUAGCCAACUGCGAUAUCAGUAAAGUGGGCGAUGAAGACUGCGAUCCUGAGUGUAACCAUACCCUGACCGGGUUCGAUGCUGGGUACUGCAAGCCGAGAACUCACUGUGCUGAGCAUAAACAAGGGAAUGGCGUAUGCGAUCCAGAAUGCAACUGGGAUAUUUACGCCUAUGAUAAAGAUGACUGCUGCAACCCCAAUAUUACUGACGUCACCAAGACGUGCUUCAAUCCUGCCUCACGUUUAAGGGCCUACCUGGAUGUGAAGGAGUUGAAAGAUAUCCUUAAAGUGGAAGGCUCUACACACCUUAACAUCUUCUUUGCCAAUUCCACUAAUGAGGACCUGGCUGGAGUGGCCACCUGGCCGUGGGACAAGGAGGCCCUGACCCAUCUUGGAGGCAUAGUGUUAAACCCGUCAUUCUACGGAACAUUCGGACACACGCACACUAUGAUCCAUGAAAUCGGCCACAGCCUGGGCUUGUACCACGUCUUCAGGGGCAUUUCAGAGAUCGAGUCCUGCAACGACGCCUGUUUGGAGAUGGAGCCUUCGCUGGAAACAGGAGACUUGUGCGCCGACACAAACCCCACCCCCAAAUACAAGCACUGUCGGGACCCUGAGCCUGGAAAUGAGACGUGUGGCUGCGGCAACUUCAUCCACACACCUUUCAAUAAUUAUAUGAGUUACACAGAUGACACCUGCACGGAUUCGUUUACAGACAACCAAGUGGCCCGAAUGCACUGCUAUUUGGACCUGGUUUAUCAGACAUGGCAGCCCAAUUACAAGCCCCCUCCUGUCCCCAUGGCACCUCGUGUGGUGGAACAGCGUCAGGAUUCGUUGGUGGUGGAGUGGUUCCCUCCAAUCACGGGACACUUUUAUGACAGAGAAGUGGGAUCAGUGUGUGAUAAAUGUGCUGAAGGCCGAGUCCUUCUCCAGUAUGCCUCCAACUCCUGGUCUCCGCGUCCCUGCUUGCCUUCUGGACACUGGAGCCCACGAGAAGCUGAAGGUCCACCAGAUGUGGAGCAAGUGUGUGAGCCAAGUGUUCGUACCUGGAGCCCUCACAAUGGCAUGGAGGUGGGCUUGGUACCACCACCAUGCCCCCUUCAAGGCUGCAUGCUCCAGCUGGAAUUUGCACACCCAGUAGUACCCGAGUCUCUCACUGUCUGGGUGACGUUCUGCUCUUCAGAGGAGACAGCUCUUCCUGCCAUCCACAACAUCAUCCUGCUUUGCGUAAGUGGGCAUAACCUGUCUCUGGGACCCAGCGACGUGUUCUGCGACACGCCUCUGACCAUCAAGCUGGAUGUAAAGGAGAAGGUGUACGGUGUGCAGUUCUUCACCAUGGAGCAGCACCUGGAGAUUGACGCCACUUUGCUCACAUCCAAGCCUGACUGCCCGCUGUGCCAGGAUUGCGAGGAGUUGCGUUUCCGGCUCCUCCGCCAACCGCCGUUCAGUCAUGCUCCAAAAGGCAUUGAGCUCAGUGACUCUGUGCGAAGAUACAUGGACAGGGUCGUGGUGCAUGGCGUGAUGUACACCUACCAGGUUCAGACGAUCUCCAGAUGGGGAGAUAGUGAACCAUCUCCUCCUCUUUCCCACCGCCUCGGAGCUCCAUACUGCGGAGAUGGGAUCAUCCAGAGGUCCCAAGGUGAGCAGUGCGAUGAUAAAAACACCAUAAAUGGGGAUGGCUGCUCGAGUCAAUGUCGGAAAGAAACGUUCUUCAACUGUGUAGAUGAACCCAGCAUAUGCUACAACUAUGAUGGGGAUGGAGUUUGUGAGGACUUUGAACGGGAGACGAGUGUAAGAGACUGUGGUCUGUACACCCCGAGCGGUUUCCUGGAUCAAUGGGCCACGACGGUGGAGACGUCCCAUGAGGAAAGGCUUUACUGCCCAGCUGAGGUGGCAUCCGGAUACCCUGCGAUCACCAAGACCUGCCAGUCUAAAGUGUAUGACUUGUCUCAUGGCAUUUCCCAGUACGCCUGGUUUCCUUGUCGUGAAGCCCAGCAGGUUUCCUGGUAUCGUCCGUACUGGCUAAAGGCCUAUUUCUCGCACCCGAUGGUAGCCACGGCGGUCAUCAUCCACUUGGCGGCAGACGGGACAACAAUUUUUGACUCAGUGCAACAUCAGACACAAUGCAACAUCUCUGUGCAGCUGGUGGACACCAAGGACAAGCUUCACAGCUUAGGUAACUGGCGUCUGAGCUGCCGCACCAACCCUUUGGUGAUCCCUGUGAGUCAUGACCUCAGCAUGGCUUUCUACCACACAAAAGCUAUCCUCCUGAUUUUCCGCUGCCCGUUGGUGGCCAUCUCUGGUGUGGGUCUGCGUUCCUUCCAGUUCUUCGACCCUAUCACCAUCAGCAGCUGCCAGAGCAAUGAGAUCUAUAACCCCAUGGGCCAAAGUUGCGUUCAUUACUCCUGCGAGGCCAUCGACUGCCAGGAGCCGAAGGUCCGCAAUGCAGAGCUGCGAUGUACCGGCGGCUUUUUCAACGGCGCCCGAUGCACUGUCACAUGCAACAGUGGCUACGUGCUGCAGAUCCACCGGGACGAUGACCUCAUCAAGAGCCAGUCAGGAUCUACAGUGACCAUCACCUGUACUGAUGGCAAGUGGAACAAGCAGGUGUCCUGUGAACCUGUCGACUGUGGCCUCCCUGACAAGUACCAUGUCCACCCUGCCAAUUUCUACUUUCCUGAGGGCACCACCUAUGGCAAGAAGUGCACCUUCCAGUGCAGAGAACCUGCUCAGCUUGUGGGAACUAAUAACACCCUGACAUGCAUGGAGGAUGGCCUGUGGUCCUUUCCAGAGGCGUUAUGUGAGCUGCGUUGUCCUGCUCCUCCGGUCAUCCCCAAUGCUGUCUUGCAGACCAAACGCUGCAAUGAGACGGGUCUCAAAGUGGGCUCACUUUGCAAGUACAAGUGCAAGCCUGGCUACCAUGCCACCAACAAGCCCAAGAGGCGUGCAUUUAAGAUGCAGUGCACUGAAGAUGGCCGAUGGCUAGAAGGAUCAUGUGAGCCAGUGAUGUGUCCUCCACCUCCACCGGUCUUCCACGGCAUGUACCACUGCACUGACGGCUUCCUUUUUGACAGCAUGUGCUGGCUCCAGUGCCAGUCUGUCAACAGCACGACGAAGCCGUCUGCUCCCUGCAAGCAGCAGGGUCCACUCUCCAACAUGAUCCGCUGCAGGAAGGAUGGAAACUGGACCGGGUCUUUCCAGAUCUGUCCACAGCUAAAGGGUCAGUGUGCUUUACCGCGGAACCUUCACCCAGGCAUCCGGCUCAGCUGCAAGAAAGGACACGCCAUAGGAGCAGAGUGUGAGCUUUCAUGCAGGGACAUGAACAGUGAUGUGGUCAUCCUGCCUGACAACAUGACAGCUAGCGGUGUUCUGGAGCACCACUGGAUGAACCCACCCAAAGUCACGCAUAUAACAUGCACCAUGGGCCUGAAAUGGUUUCCCCAUCCUGAGGUCCUCCACUGCAUCAAAGGCUGUGAGCCAUUCCAGGGUGACAAUUACUGCGAUGCCAUGAACAACAGAGCAUACUGCAACUAUGAUGGAGGAGACUGCUGCCAGUCCACUGUCAAGACUAAGAAGGUGAUCUUCUUUCCAUCAUCGUGCGAUCCGCAGACCGAUUGCGCCUGCCGGGACCCGAAAGCACCAGAAAACAGGAAAGAUGAGCACGUGUACUCUCUGGGCUGAGAGAAAAGAGUGCAGCCAUGGAAAGCCCAGCUAUAGACUGGGUUCAAGCAAGAUAUUCUUCCAGAUAUGCUGCUUCACAAGUGUACCUCUCCUGUCCUGUCUCACUCUUCCAUGUCAACGUGUCUCCCUGCUAUCAUCUGUCACGUCUUGGAAGGUCUACCCAUUUCCAACUCAUUGGGAAGAAGAAAAAAAGGAUAAAGCAAAAGAAGACAGGUGUGGGUAUGAGAAUAAACCCAUGUGUAGUAAAGAAGGAAUGUUUUUUUUUUCUCUCAUCAAACUAGAAAAAAGAGGAUCGAUUCCGGUUUGCAUGCCUAUCUGUGCCAGCUUUCAGUGUUCACGGCUAUUUUGCUGAAGUUUGUUCAAAGUUGAUGAUGGAACACAAAAUCAGAGGAAGCUUUUAGGAGAAAUUUGCAGUCUUGAAACCCCAAGGGCUUAGAUUUUUUUGCUGAUUUUUUUUUUUUUAUCAAAUUUUUUUAAUUGAUUCUAGAUUGCAAAAGGGGACUAAUGAUGUCCCAGAAUACAGGGUGUAUACCAGGGGUAGGAACACGUCCUGCAUUAACAAGUGCGUUUCCUUGAGAAUUAAGUCUUGAUUCAAGGUACAGUACAAAGGACCUAAAAGUUCGCAGGUAGUUGUUUUGGGGGAGAAAAAAAAUCAGCAUCGUAAACCGAAACAAUGUCUAAAGCUAUUGCUAAAAUUCUAUCGCAAGUCUUUAAAUAUAACAAUGUAUUUUCAACCCUUUCGACCCAAAACCAACACGAAAGUGAACUCGCCAUCUUGCUGCUACUCCUGCUGCUACAUUGCCAUCAUGGCCAAUUUCUUUUUUUUUUACACAGCUUGAGUUCUGACUGCCUCAACAGUUACCUCAAGAUGCCAGACUCAUCCAAAAGAUGUAUGACAUCAAGAAUGCAGAUUUAACUUCUGAAUGUAGGGUUAGCACGUUCAGACGUAUCACCAGCGUCGGAAAGUCUGAAAUCUUUGAAUUUGCCAAAUUAACGUUGAUUUAGUUUUCUGUCAAAAUCUUGUCCACAGUGUAUUCGCGUACAUGUGCCAAAUUCCCUACACCAGCAAUUCUCAAACAGGGGUCCAUGCACUACAGCCAGGAAUUAACAUUUCACCAGUUAUAUUAUAUUUAUUACAGAGUUCUUAUAGUACACAGUUGGACUCAAAAACAAGUCGAAUAACGUUGUCGAACUGUGGCUCAAAAAAAAAAAAAAAAAAAGACUACUUACUUACCCUCUCCUAUUCAUGCUUAUAAGCAUUGAUCUGAGUGUGAGGAAGUAGCACCAUUCCAUUCCAUUCCACCCAACAAGUUUUGUGUUUUUUGGAUUCCCGGCUGUGGCAUCACAGGAUCGACGCAGGAUUUAAACUUGUGAUGAUCCUAGAUCUCUAUACUUAGGUCCAAACUAGUAUUGAACCAAUGAUUAGUUUUUUGCAGCUGGAUGCUCGAUCCAUACUCGCACCACGGUAUAGCGAAAUGAUUCUCAUUUUUAAGGUUUCUUAUGUCCACAUCUGGACACUUUUCCAGCUGCUGCUUCAUAGCAGUACGCCAAAUUAGCAUGCCUGUCUACUCCGUUUAGUACAGUUACAUAUUAGUAUUAGAAAAUGUUUGAUUUUUACAGUCCAAACCUUCCAUUCAGCCGGUCUCUUCACCCUGCAUCUGAAAUCCAGCUUCCCAAAGCACCGUAUGGCUCUAAACAAAAAACUUCAGGAAAGGCAUGGAUGAAAGCGGCACAGAUCCCUUAGGCAUAGCAAAACCAAGGAAGUCAUUUGAGGUGAAUGUCAUUGUAAAUACUACAUAGAGGCUUAUCAAGACAAUGAUUGUUUGUUUGUUUUUUUCAUAGCGCUUCUAUUAGUUGGGGAAAAAAAAAACUUCCAUUUACUUCAUUUAUAUUUCUUAAAAAAAGAGAAAAUUACAGAAAAAAAAAAUCUAUGUAUUGGUAAUCAGUAUUUGUAUUAAUGACCUCAGAUACUGCACUUUUGAGUAGCCAUUAAAGGGAAAGACUCCAAACUUUUAGAGUAAAAAAAACGCUGCUAUUGUAAAAUGUUGAAUUUAAAAACACACACACACACACACACACACACACACACACACACAC